AAUUAAGUUGGCACGAGGCCUGCAUCUUCACAUAAAAAACACAUUGACAAGUCCGAUAUAUUCAUCGUCUUCAUGCAUAUAUAUCGUCUUAUAAAAAGGUCCCCACAAAAAAACUAAGUAAAGUUGAAACAAGAAUUAUAGAGAAUUGAAUUAAAUGGCGAGUGUAGGUGCAUUAAGGGCAAUUCUGGCGCUGAGGAUGUUGACACUGCUAACUCUAGCUGUUUCAGCUUUGCUUAUGGGCCUCAACAAUCGCACUACCGAUUUCGUCAACAUUAAGUUCACUGAUCUCAUUGCUUACAGGUAUGUGUUUGCUGUGGGCGCCGUAGGAUUUUUGUACACGCUAAUUCAACUCCCAUUUGCAAUAUAUAAUGUCGUACACAAUAAGAGGUUGAUACGCAACGGUUGUCUCCCAGAAUUCGACUACUUCGGAGAUAAGGUGAUGGCGUUGUUAUUGGCCAGUGGAGUAGGCGUGGGAUUCGGAGUGACGUUCGAGUUUAAACGAGCUUUCGAAUUUAGUAGUGAAGCGAAGAAAUAUCUAGACCGGGGGAAUAUUUCGACCGGGAUUCUGCUAGCCGGAACCGUUUUCAUGGCUCUCCUUCUGGCUUUCUCGUCGAGCCGUCGUUCACCCAACAAGGGACUUUUCAAAUAACAAAUUCAAUCAAUUAAAACAUUUGUAGCACCUGAGUUUGCUCUUCAUUCUUUACAUGUGUUUUCUAGGCUACCCAGUAGGAAAUACGAGGAUCUAAUUAUUGAAUAAUUUAAAUAGAGAUAUGUAUCAAUUUCUUGUAUCAUCACUGCAACUCAAUAAUAAUUUCAUCACAGUAGUGAUGACGAAGAAUUAACUAAAAUAUUUUUCUUC
Molecule: messenger RNA, 859 nt
Organism: Salvia miltiorrhiza (redroot sage)
Lineage: Eukaryota; Viridiplantae; Streptophyta; Magnoliopsida; Lamiales; Lamiaceae
Product: CASP-like protein 4D1
Exons: 3
Coding region: 155-649 (164 amino acids)
Source: RefSeq, a predicted model, not a curated record